This is a messenger RNA of Rhodofomes roseus, 1526 nucleotides long. RefSeq lists its product as uncharacterized. The transcript is spliced from 5 exons. Gene Ontology annotation, molecular function: zinc ion binding; DNA-binding transcription factor activity, RNA polymerase II-specific. Gene Ontology annotation, biological process: regulation of DNA-templated transcription. The record is from RefSeq and is a predicted model, not a curated record. The coding region runs from base 92 to 1351 and encodes 419 amino acids. Lineage: Eukaryota; Fungi; Basidiomycota; Agaricomycetes; Polyporales; Fomitopsidaceae.
UGUUCAGCGGUGCCACCCAGCGUCGACAGCGGACCCUGCAUCGCCUGUUCGUGGCCGGCGCAAGCUUGCGCGGUGCGCAAUAGCACGCUCGAUGUCGCAGAGCCACCUCCAUCCUCCCCGUCUCCCCACUCAGUCGCAGCAACCUAAUCUGUCCACCGGGGGUGAUAAACCCCGGACGCAGACAGGCGCAGACUACCGCAACCAGGGUGUCGCGACCUGGGCGCCUGCAAGCAGUACGUCGUCCUCAUCUCACCCGACACCAGAGCCCCCGAUGUUCGGCGCGCCGCCCAUGUUCUACGAUCCCGCGCAGUCAGCGCAGCAGCAGGACCAGCGUGGCAUGGCGGACUACGACGCGUGGGCUGAGAGCUUCGCCCAAGGCGGGCAGUACGCGAACGCCGGUGCUGCUGGCUACGCGCAGGCGGGCAGCGUGCCCCAUCUCGAGUACGGGCAGCAGCAGCAGCCGAUGCAGGGCAUGGCCGUCCCGAUGGACCAGGGACACGGCCAGUACGGAUACCAGCAGUACGCGCCAGACACCCACGACCCCUUUAACCAGGCGUAUUCCCAACAAACACCCAUGAACACGUCCUCUGAUCGCCCGCAACGUAGCCUCCCGCGCUCGUCGGGGCGUGGCGGCUACGCGAGCGUGACGCCUCCGAAUAUGUCGUCUAUGCCCGACGGCACGGCUUUCUCUCAGCAGCAGCAGCCGCAUCUCAACUUCCCCGCGCAGGACGAGUACCUGUUUCACCCGCAGCCGUCGCAGGCGCAGCCACAGGCACCCGCGCGACCGGGCAUGCAGACGCGAUCGUCCGCGCCAUCGGUCCCGACCGUGGAUUCCAUCCCCCAGCAGCGCUUCCAGUUUGCAGAGUACCGCCAUCCGGACCAGCUCGUCGCGCCCGCGCCCGUGCCGUCGUCGUACACCGCGACGGGCAGCACGCCGACGAGCGAUAUCAACAGCUUCUCGUCCUCGCCCGUUUCGUGGGGUGCAGACCAGAGCCAGAGCGAGCACACUACGUCACAAACGCAGAGCACGACGCGCAAGCAGGGGAGUGCGACGAAGCCGGCGAGCCAGAAGACGGCGUCUGCGCCGGACAAGGGCAAGAAGCGCGCGCGGGUGCCGAGGGAUAGCGACAGCAGCGACGACGACGAGAUGGGCAGCUUCGCCAUCAAUGUGAGCAUGGCGCCAUCAGGCGGGCACGGCGGCCCGACGCGACUUCCCGGGGCGUGCAAGCAUUGCAAGAAGCUCAAGAUGAAAUGCGACUUCCCCAAGGGCGACAACACGUGUCGGCGGUGCAAAGCCGGUGGGAUCAGCUGCAUAGUCGAAGGCCGCAAGCCUCGUAACGCACCCAAGUGAGUCUUCGUUGAGUUCUGUCAUCGCUCUCUCUUGUGGCAUACUUGCCGGGGCUUGCCCAAGUACCCAACGCUAUGCCUGCAUAGCCAUCGGCUGGCGGUAUCGCCGCAUGUCUCGUGUCUCGCUGGCCACAUCGAGAAAGGCGCGAAUCAUUCCAGCGCUCUGUCAGUGCGCACAU